AUGGCCGCCGACACGAUCUUGCGCUCGCGCCGCCCGCAGUCUUACGGCUCGCGUACACCGAAUCCGUCAUCGGCCGAAGUAUGCUCGGGCGUCAUCGGCCGAACUCGGCCGAUCAAAUCAAACGUUCCCUUCAAUGGCACGAGGGCAAUAUGUCAUGCUUGUUGGCAUAGGAUUGACUCCGAUGUUAAUCAAAAUCAACCAGGCCCACAGCCUGCUGCACUUGCCGCUUUGGUUAAUCCCCCUGGAAUAAUGCGAGCUGCCAAUACGUCUCGAAGAUGUAUGUUCAACGAUUGCAAUAGAACACAACUUCGACCUGUACCUAACAGUAUAAAAGUACAUUUGCUUUCUUACUUCAAUUUUUAUAUCCCUAAUCGCGCCCGUAUAUGCGAUCAUCACUUGUUACACACGAUAAUAGAAGACAUUCCAGGCAAUGUAAGAAAUCUUUCUGGAUUGAAUGGAGAACACGUUAAGGACAUUAUAGAUAUGUACAGGACAGCUUUAGAACAGAGACAUUUUUUAGAUUUUGAAAAUAUUGAGGAAAUGUCGGAAUAUGACCUGCGUUUUUGGACUAUGUACAGGACAGCUUUAGAACAGAGACAUUUUUUAGAUAUUGAAAAUAUUGAGGAAAUGUCGGAAUAUGACCUGCGUUUUUGGACUGGCCGAGAACUUUUCGAUCCACCCUCGUAUUUGAGCAAAUUGAGAACGGCCGAGCCAAAUAAUCGACUUGCCACUGCUUUUAAUGUCUCAGUAAGAACCGUAGACAGAAAAAUUCACAGCGUUAGAAGCUGUCUCUUAGAAGACUUCCUUCCACAAUACUUAGGAUUUAAUCAUAUUACUCGGGAGCAAGUUAUUGAACAUAACCGAAUUCUACCAAAUUAUUUUUUCGGAAAUGAAGUUUCGCCAAAAGCGAUAGUCAUUUUAGACGGUACUUAUUUAUUUAUAGAAAAAUCAACUAAUUUUUUAUUUCAACGCGUAACCUAUAGUACGAAUAAGUAUAGGAAUCUAAUGAAACCCUUCAUGAUUGUGUGCGCUGACGGCUACAUACUAGAUGUGACGGGUCCAUAUGCUGCUAGAACGUCGGACGCCGAUAUCAUGAAGCAGAUUCUCCAAAAUCAUAAUGAACCCAUGGGAGAUGGGGUAUGCAUCAAAAUGCAUUUUGAUGUUUGA
Messenger RNA from Pectinophora gossypiella (pink bollworm), 1167 nucleotides. RefSeq lists its product as uncharacterized. The transcript is spliced from 3 exons. NCBI's taxonomy places the organism in Eukaryota, Metazoa, Arthropoda, Insecta, Lepidoptera, Gelechiidae. The coding region runs from base 1 to 1167 and encodes 388 amino acids. The record is from RefSeq and is a predicted model, not a curated record.